AUGGCAGUGAACGGGUUUAAGAGGCUGGGAGUGGCCUCAUGCCCGGGGGACUGGAAGUAUGAGACUGUGGGGACACCCAGACAAAGAAGAGAUGUCACCAGAACUCCUAGACGCGGAAACUUGGGGAAAGACGAGCGCACCCGGCCGCCGGGAGCACGAGAAAGGAAGGGUGGGGGACGCAGGACGCCGGGGCAGACGGCCGCAUCCGGAGGCCGCGGGGCUGGCGGGUUUCCGGUCCCCCGGCCCGCGGCCCGGGCUACGGGGACGUGCGCGCCGUGUGGGGCGCGCACGCAGGGCGGGGCGUGCGGGGGCGCGCGCGUGCGCAGGCCAGGCGCCCAGGGCCAAGGCAGAGCCGCGGAGCUGCCGCCAGUCCGCCGUGGGUCCACGCCGCCAGACGCGCCGCCCGCCAGCCCAGCGUCCCCAGCCGCCGCCGCCGCCGCCGCCGCCAUGGGAGUGCAGGUGGAGACCAUCUCCCCCGGAGACGGGCGCACCUUCCCGAAGCGCGGCCAGACCUGCGUGGUGCACUACACGGGGAUGCUUGAAGAUGGCAAGAAAUUUGAUUCCUCCCGGGACAGAAACAAGCCUUUUAAGUUUAUGCUAGGCAAGCAGGAGGUGAUCCGAGGCUGGGAAGAAGGGGUUGCCCAGAUGAGUGUGGGCCAGAGAGCCAAACUGACCAUCUCCCCAGACUACGCCUACGGCGCCACUGGCCACCCAGGCAUCAUCCCACCGAAUGCCACUCUCGUCUUUGACGUGGAGCUUCUGAAACUGGAAUGACAGGAACGGCCUGCUCCCCGAGCUCCCCGUUCUUGGAUGUGCCGUGGAGGGAAGUGGCGCCUCCAGACGCGCACAGGCGAAUCCGUAUGGAGCUUUUCCUGGUGUUCCACUCCACACUCUUUGUGUAAACAUCGACCCCGACUGAAUGUGUUGUCACCCGGCUUUCGCUCUUUCCCUAUCUCCUCGUAUGCGUGUUGACCUAAACGAUAUGCCAUAAACCUCAAGUUACUCAUUUUAUUUUGUUUUCGUUUUGGGGUGAAGGUUUGGUUUCAGUCUUUUGGAUCUAGGUUUCCACUUAAGUAUUAGUCAAGUAUUAACAGCACAAGUAAUGGGUUAAUUUUAGAAUAGGAAUUGGGGGGGGGCGGGGGGAGGGUUGCAAGAAUCUUUAUUUUAUUUUAUUUUUUUUUGGAUGAAAUUUUUAUCUAUUAUAUAUGAAACAUUCUUGCUGCUACGCUGCAAAGCCAUAGCAGAUUUGAGGCGCUGUCUAGGGCCGAAUUCUCUCCAAGUUGAGAGAUGUCCUUGGGUUGAAUUAAAAGCCCUGCCCAAAACCGAAAUGGGGAGGGGGAGAGCCUUCGCCUCCACUGCCCUGCCCCACCCUCCCCUUACACUCUCUGCCUUUUGGAAGCAGAUGGUUCUCACCGCGAUGCUGGACACUACAGGUAUCUCCCCAGGCCAGCAGGGACCUCCGAAACCUUCUUCGUGGCCUGGCUUUUUUGUUGUUUUUAUGGGUUUUUUGGGGGUUUUUUUGUUUUGUUUUUUUCCUCUCCCAUCCUGUGGUUUUUCUAACGGAUAUUCAGGACUUUUGUAAUCUCCUAGCUCUCCAGGCACCACUUCCUAAAUUUCGAGAACUUUAAUUGAAAGUUUAAAUUGAAGGUGCUGUUUGUAAGACACUUAACACCCGGUGAAAGCCCAGCCGCCAGGACAAACCCUUGAGUGUUGUCUUGAGGAACAGGAUGCUGGUCAUCACAGCUGCAGCAUCUCCUGGUGUUUGAUGUCCGGCUCCCCCCUUCCCCACCCCCCUGCUGAUCUCAGAGUUCCCUGGCUUCUCCUCCCCUCUCACCCCUUUGCUGUCCUGUGUAGUGAUUUGGUGAGAGAAAUCAUUGCUGCCUACCCCCCACCCCCACCUCCCUGCACUAUGUAUGAGUUUCAAGUUUUAUUAUUGCAAUAAAAGUGCUUUAUGCUGGCUUUUCUCA
Hyaena hyaena (striped hyena) is the source of this 1967-nucleotide messenger RNA. RefSeq names its product FKBP prolyl isomerase 1A (gene FKBP1A). The transcript is spliced from 6 exons. Lineage: Eukaryota; Metazoa; Chordata; Mammalia; Carnivora; Hyaenidae. Gene Ontology annotation, molecular function: peptidyl-prolyl cis-trans isomerase activity. Bases 1 to 774 code for a protein of 257 amino acids. The record is from RefSeq and is a predicted model, not a curated record.